AUGUACAACAUGCUGCUGCUGGGCGCAGGGGCCUUUGUUCUCUCGUGGGUGAUGAUGACGACCUGGAUGGUCGCCGGAGAGCGGCAGGCCAUUCGCUCGACCAAACUGUCCGACGAGUCAACCAACCUGCAGAAGGCGAUCGGGGACAAGGUGGGACUGUUCAUCAAUACCUUUAGCAUGGCCCUGACCGGUAUCAUCCUGGGCCUGGCCAGGGGCUGGAAACUAGCCCUCGUGAUGCUCAGCUCGGUGCCCGUGAUUGGCCUGAGCGCCUUCUUCUUCACCUACAUCGUCAAGAAGGCCGAGGAAGUGUUUGGCAGCAUAAAGACGGUAAAGGCCCUGUGCGGAGAGCAGCACGAGAGCUCCCUCUUUGAGGGGAUGGUCAAGAAGGCAGUCCACAUGACCGUCCGCUUCGGGGUGCUGUCGGCCGCGGCAGUCGGACUGAUCACGAUGGCCAAGUACAUGACCUUUUCGCUCGGCUAUUGGUACGGAGGGGUGUUGGUAUCCCGGGGCGAAAUAAAUGACAACACAGGCCAGCUCUACACGGGAGGGGAAGUGCUGACCAUCGUCCUGUCGAUCUACAUCGGCGGGAUUGUCCUGGGCUUUUCUCUGCCCAGCAUCCAGAUCUUUUCGGAGGGGCAGGCUGCAAUCGAAAAGAUCAACACUAUCGUAGAACGGCAAUCCAAGGAGAAUCCGAACCCUGAGGGCCUGGCUCCGCAGAGGCCAGAUGUUCAGGUCCUGCGGGGGGUGUCGUUUACGAUUCGAGAAGGUCUUCGCAAUGCCAUCGUCGGUGAGAGCGGUAGUGGGAAAAGCACCACUCUCCAGCUGAUCCUCAUGUUUUAUAGACAGAGUUCAGGAUCAAUCCUGUUUGACGGAAGGCCGCUAGAGGACUACCAGCUAAAGUGGCUGCGGAAAAGCAUAGGGUACGUCGGCCAGGAGCCUGUGCUGUUCGCCGCCUCGAUCAGGGCAAACCUGCUCUACGGUCGUGAGGAUGCCACUGACGAAGACAUCUGGAAAGCCCUUUGCUAGGCCGAGGCCGAAUCCUUUGUCAAGGAUUUGCCCGAGGGCCUUGACACUUAUAUCGGGAUCGGGGGAAGCCAAUUUUCAGGGGGUCAAAAGCAAAGAUUAGCCAUUGCGAGGGCCUUGCUUAAAAACCCGAAGCUGCUGCUACUGGAUGAAGCCACCAGCGCGUUGGAUCGAAAGAGCGAGGUCAUGAUUCAGCGGACUCUGGACCGAAUCAGCUAGUCACGGACUACUGUCACGAUCGCCCACCGGCUGGCAACCGUCAAGAAGUGCGAGCAUAUCCUGGUCAUGGACUACGGCGUGCUGGUCGAGUAAGGCAGCUACUAAGAGCUGAUGGGCAAAAAAGGCAAGUUUUACGCCCUUGCCGUGAACCAAAUCAAAGACGAAACUCAGACAGCUGCUCAAAAGAAGCAGGGGGUGGUGUCCAAAACUGAUGACGAGAUCGCGAAGGAAAAGGUAGAAAAGAUCAGAGACUACGAGGGCAGCAUCUUUGGACGGCUGCUGUCUUACAACAUCCAGGAACUGCCCUUCCUCAUCGUGUCAAUCAUAUGCUCGCUGGGCGUCAUCACUGAGCUCAUCAGCCCGGCCUCCUCGAUCGAGGUGAUAAAUCGGGUGGCCCUGCUCUUCCUGAUCAUCGGGCUGGCCCUGGGCAGCCUGAUUUCCGCCCUGAUCAUCUCCUUCACCCACUCGUGGCAGCUGGCCUUCAUCGCCCUCGCAAUGCUGCCCAUAGUCAUCCUCGUAGGCAUCAUCCGCUCGAAGGAAGAGUACGUGAUGAAGGCCUACACUGAAUCCUUGCAGGCGCCCUACCAGGAGUCGAUCACAAAGGGGGUCGCAGCAGGGUUCUUCCAGGGCCUAAGCCAGUUCACAACCUUCUUGCGCAUCAUCGUCGACUCAGUAAGCGAAUCGGGAGAGAUCACCAAAUCUGCCAUCGAGAAGAUGAUGGUCAGUCUGUUCGCGAUCAUCUUCACGGGCAUCAACAUCGGCCAGUCCUCGCAGUUCAUGCCCGAUGUCACUGAGGGCAAGUUCUCUGCCAUCAAGCUUUUUGAUGCGGUUCGCUCGAUCGAGUUUCGAGAGGUAAAGUUUAGAUACCCUGCGCGGGACGCGCCUGUAUACGAAAACUUGUCGUUUAAAAUUGGACCGGAAGAAAGAGUGGCCUUUGUUGGAGCAAGCGGAGGAGGCAAGUCGACGGUCGUGCAGCUGCUCAUGAGGUACUAUGAGCCCGAGCAGGGCAGCAUUCUGGUCAACGGUGAAGACAUCAAGAACAUGCAUCCCCACCAGCUGCGGAGCAUGUUUGGACUAGUCAGUCAGUAGCCCGUGCUUUUCAAAGCGUCACUGCGCUCAAACAUAAUCUACAACAAGGACCUCUCUGAUGAUCAGGUGAUGGCAGCAGUUAAGAGCGCCAGUGCAGGGUUCGUGUGGAAUGCGGAGGGACUCGACAGGGAAACUGGAAGCCGUGGAAUGCUGCUGUCAGGAGGGCAGAAGCAGAGAAUCGCUAUUGCAAGGGCGGUUGCCCGGGAGCCUGGGGCGUUCCUGUUCGACGAGGCGACCAGCGCGUUGGACAAUGAAAACGAACAGAUCGUGCAGGCAGCCAUCGAGGGCCUGAUGCAAAGCCGAAUUUCGAUUAGCAUCGCGCAUCGACUGGAGACGAUCAAGAACAGCAGCACAAUUUUUGUGCUGGAAAAGGGCAGAAUAGUAUAG
Messenger RNA from Hippocampus zosterae (dwarf seahorse), 2718 nucleotides. Its product is annotated as ABC transporter B family member 2-like. Gene Ontology annotation, molecular function: ATP hydrolysis activity; ABC-type transporter activity; ATP binding. The record is from RefSeq and is a predicted model, not a curated record. Gene Ontology annotation, biological process: transmembrane transport. Lineage: Eukaryota; Metazoa; Chordata; Actinopteri; Syngnathiformes; Syngnathidae. The transcript is spliced from 10 exons. Gene Ontology annotation, cellular component: membrane.